GUCGCGAGACAGUAUGGCAAUUAAGUUGGAGACAAAGAAGAUCAGAGUAGUCAAAGGAUAGCGCGUGGCGGCUUGGCGGCAUCAGCCCCGGAGGGGGCUCUAGGGCGCGGGGCUGGAGGUUUCAUUGCGCACGCAAGCUCGACCCGGCCGAGAGCAACAGUCUGCUCGCGUGGGCCGCCGCUCGCGACUCGUUCCCGCCAUCACGCCUUAUCAUGUCCCAUGUUGCGGGUUGGCGCUUGGCAGCGUCGAUGGUAAGGCGAUGAUCGGCCGCGCGGACUGGCUGCGCGCUCACAAUGCGGCAGCCAAGCACAGACACUGUGGACAAAGCGGUGUGCACGGAGGAGAGCGGUGCGGCUCGGCUGGAGGCGAUCCUGGUUGCGCUUGUGGAGCGCAAAGCGCGAGCCUUGCACGCGGAGCAGUCGCGGACGCACCCUCUGCUCUUGCUGCUCAGGGACCACGUGCCAGACGAAGAGGCAUCGAUUAUUGGCAGUCCCGGCGAAGAACUACCUUCACACUGGUGUGAACAUGAGAUCGCAAGGCAUAAACGCAAAAAACUUAAAUUGCAACCCCAUAUUAGGGAUACGAACUGUCCUGAAACGCUAGAUUUGGAGCGUCGUCGCCGUCGUCGGCGGAGGCGCACCCAGCACCAACACACACGGAAGCCUAAAAAACAUCGAACACUCCUAGUAUCUGCUAUUGAUGAACAGGCGAAAGUCAUACAUGUGCUUGACCCUGACGAGUUGCCACGCCGUGCUCGCUACACGAUUAUGGUGACGGCCUGCCUGCUGCUAUUCCUGUGCUUGCUGCUUGUUGGUGUUACCCUGCGAAUGGCUCCUCUAAUUGAUGAUAUGGUUCGCCAGGAGAACGAGCGCAUGAUGCACGACGUCCUGCAGGCGGAAGUCUUAAAUCGCACCCAGUCGUCGGGGGGAUUCCGCUGACGCCGCGGUACUCGCCGCGCCCGCGGCUCGACAACGUCCGACCCGCCGCGGCUCCUCCCGAGGAACCCUCCGACCCCGACCCCGGCCCACUAGACACCAGCGUCGACCCCGGCCCCGCGCUGACUAGCACACGCGACGUGCUCACCGCCCAUCGACUCCCGGUGAGCCACACAGCGCCCGAUUUCACAUGAACGUCAUCUAUGGACUUUGGCCUCUACUAGUUGCAUCGGAUGCUAUUAUGUUCGCGCGUGACGUAAACGUGCAACACUUAAUGCCAAUGAACCAUCUCGGCGCAUUGAUAACUUAUAAUUGUGAGUUGCUGCGUAUAUUAAAUACUCAUAGAUAUAUAAUAACGAUUUUAUGUAAUGUAUAAUGAAAGUGACGAGAUGAAAACGUAGGUAGUUUAAUGUGAAAAAGUGAAGGAUAAGUAUUUAAAUUGAAAUGUUAUUUGUUAAAAUGUAUCAGAUAGUAAUCAAAAGACACAAUUGUCUCUAAUCCAAUGUAGUUUUACGAAAUAGUGAUAUAAAUGAAACAAAGGUACAUGUAAUGUUUGUCAAAUAAGGAAGAAUAUUUAAAAAUAUUGAAAACUAAGAAAAAAAACAUGAGUUAUCCCUGUCAACACUAUAAUCUUGUAGUUAUAUAUUAAUCUAAUAAUGAAUGUUGUAAUUACUUAGUCUGAAAGGUAACGGGGGUUGCUAGCUGUUAGCAUUUGUUAUAGUAUUUAAUACAUGCAUAUUUAAUCAUGUGAAGCCUAUGGAUUAAUUAUAUCAUUAUCUGUCUAUGUUUGUGUCAUGAAGGUUUCAGUGAGCCAGAUAAAAAUCCAAAAUGGCUUUUUUUUAAUAAAAAUGAGCUACUCACAAAGUAUUUUUAAAUUUCUAAGAGUAGUUUCAUAAAUUGAUCUCUGAGUUUAUUUCGUGAGUUUAUUUCCAAUCAAAUAUUGUCAACAUUUCAACGUUACUUUAUUUAUUCCGUUAAUUUUUAACGCUUAAAGCACUCGAUACCCCUGUUUACAAUAAAAAGAGCUUUCGAAUCAGCGCUUAAGAAUCUGUUUAAAAAAAAAAAAGAGCUUCUUGUAUAGUAGUUGUUGUAGAUAUUAUGUCUUAUGCGCAACGGGAGUCAAGUAACAGAUACGCAAGGUCAACAUUGUUCGCCAACAUUGGCUUUUUCGUUCACUGGACUUCGUACUAUAAACAGUUUGGAACUUCUUAAAAAUACCUCGCCGAAAUUUAUUUUACUUCAAUAAAAAAAAACAUAAUUAAACGAAAAACAAGUCUUUUGUUUAUGUACAAAUGUGGAAUACAAAAUAUUUCAUUGGUAAAAAAUAUACUUCGAAUGAGAUUCAUUUAUCUAGCUGUCUUGGUUGUUAUCAUUGACUCCACAGCCUGUAUUCGAUUUUUGGGAAGGAUUUCAAAAGAUAUAUGUAUACAUAUUUACAAAGUAUUCUUAACAUUGGAUUAACAUCUAAAUUAAACAAGAAUAAGUCGAAACAAAAAUAACCUUUUGAAUAUUUUCUCAAGAUUGGGCUAAAUUAAAAAAAAAAAUCAGAGAAAAUACUGUCCAUUAUUAAGAUAAUUGAAUUUUAUUACUGAAUUACGAACAACUUUAUGAUGAGAUCUUAAUUAAAAUCAAUUUAUUUGUUUUAUGACAGUACACGAAAAUGCAUUUUCUAAUUAUUCUAUUUGUUAUAAUCGAAUUUAAUGCAACAUAAUAUAUGAUUGAAAUAUUUAAAAAUUUCUAAACUUAUUUCGUUAUUGCUUUAAAUUAAUAAGCUUCAUGGUAGCCAGUGGACCACAAAGCCGGCGAUGCACUUGAUGUCUGCGGUAAGUUAGAUUAUUAAGAUAUUAAGUGAAGCACGUUCGACAGUUUCCCCGGAAUUCCUAGCGCGUCUGCAUGAUGUAACUAUUGUGCUUUUGUUAGAGCCACCCACGUUCAUAUAUCUCAUUCUAUUGUUUCGUCAUGACCUAUAUGUGAAAGUUCACUUCAUGUUUUUAUAAUCUCUCAGGUCAUUUAGAUUAAUACAGAAGAGAACAAGCCUAGUUGAAGUAUUCCGCUGGGUUUCUCGAAAUUUCUCGAAAAAACUAAAUCCCGUUUUAUGUGAGUAUUGAAUAAUAAUAAAAAAAUUAUCAUCAUCUUAAUAAUCUAAUUAAUGUUUUCAAUAAUUCAAUAAUAGUAAUGAUUGUUUUGUGUACUUGAACUUACAAAAAAAUAUCUAAAACUAUGGUUCCAGAGCCCCUUUUGUGAUUGAUUGCUAAUGUGACAGGCGUGUAAUAACAGACUAAUGUAUGAGUAACGUAAUGACAAAUGUGCGCAAUGACGUAGAUCGAAUGAAGCUCUCUUCAUUCCUUUAUUUACCUACAAUUUACAGAUUACUUUAUGCUCUCUGGGAAACUAAAUAAUACAAGACACAAAGAUAGUAUUGAAAUAGAAUAAAAUAUUGGAAUACCUAUGUAUAAGCGACAAUAACUGCUUUAUACAUAAAUGAUAGGCAAUAACCAUAUUCGAUGCGCAAAAAAAAAUAUCUUUCUAGGUCUAUUAAAAUCAUUUCAAUCCUACAGCUAGAUUCGUUAAAAUAGAAUUUUUUUCAGGUAUUUCAACUUUAAAUUAGUCUACUGUAAAGUUCACGCAUUGUCGCCUAGUCACGUUUGCCUUUCAAGCGUCGAUAUGUAUUUAUUAUUCUAUGCAUGUGCAUGUCAUUACUUCCUCUACGAGUACAUUACAUUCUGUUAAAUUUAAUUUGAAAAAUUCUAAGUAUCUUCUAGGAUUUUUUUAACGGAUAGAGAAUCUCUCAGGUAUUAAGUCAGCCAGUGUGUACAAAUACAUGAAGUGUGAUAAAUAAAAUAUAUUAUAAAUAAUAAAACUAGGCGGACUGUUUUCAUUUUCAUCCUUAUAGAUGUUGUUGGUGUUACAAAUGCGUGCGAUUUCGGGGGAAGCUGUGAGUGUGUCGUUUUCCUGCUACAAACACUGUGCUCGUAUGCAAUAUUAAUAAUUAAAAACUGUAAAAGCAAAUACUUAAAAAUGACAAAAAAACGAAAAAGCUUUUUUGAAAUUUUUGAAUAUUUUUCAAUCUUAUUACCUACUCCAAAUUCAGGUGGCUACUUAUUGGGACCAAGCCCAUCGUAUUCAGUUGAUGAGAUGUAAUUGAAACUUGACACUAAAGUCCUCUGCUAAAAAAUUGUUGAGAAAAUCAUACGGCUCAGUGUUUGUCGCAUUUGUGUUAAUAUAGAGGACAUUGAUGUUCUAUAUAACGAAUAGCAUAACAUUUUAAUGUGAGCACGACGUAACAUUUUGUGACCCACAUACAAAUCAAACGAGUGACAUUAUUCAAAUAAAUUCGAUCCAUUUCUCCCAGUUUCAGGUAAUAUAAUAAGACGGCGUUGAACCUAUUGAAUCAAAUAGAGUAUUUGUUUUAUAAAAUAGAUACAAAAAUUGAUAAGAUUAUUAUUAAGAUGAUCGAAAUGUACACGUAAUCUGUGUGUGGGCAAAAAUACGGUCUGCGAUUAGUUACGAAUUUGCGUCGACAACAAAACGUGUGUUUAAAACGUAGUUUAAUGCGAUCCGCAUUCUCUCCCAUCCUCGUGUGAUACGAUAUAUGCUACGUGUUCAAAUGUUACAAUUUGUUUAUCCUAAGGUAUCGCUGCGCUGUUAUAUGUACAUAUAAAUUCAGUUCUGAAAUGCUGAAGAUUGAUACCGAUAAUAUGAAUAUUGUCUAUUCCGAUUUCGAACAGAACUUAUUGAUGUAACAUUAGAGUUAGCAAACCAAAAUACAAAGAAUUUUAUAGUUGUUUGUUGUAAACGUCAGUUAUGAUUAAACUAUUUUACAGACAAGAAUGUUUAAUAAAAUAUCUUUGUAAAAUAA
This is a messenger RNA of Bombyx mori (domestic silkworm), 4794 nucleotides long. RefSeq names its product translation initiation factor IF-2. The record is from RefSeq and is a predicted model, not a curated record. The transcript is spliced from 7 exons. Lineage: Eukaryota; Metazoa; Arthropoda; Insecta; Lepidoptera; Bombycidae. The coding region runs from base 294 to 938 and encodes 214 amino acids.